ACACUUUAACACUUUAACGCUCCGCAUUGUAGAUAAAGACUCACACAGUCGCCAUUUAAUUUCCUUCCUUUAAAAGUUUAAAUAUGUCCUGCGUCAUGCCCUAAAAAACGCGUUUUGCUGUCAGAGUCCGUGCAGGCUUCCGUAGCGCAGUGACUGCUGGCCCCGCCGGUGAAACGCAGCAUUAAAACCAGUUGAAUCGGACGUUUUCUGCUCAGGAACAAUGAGCCGCACUUACAACGAUGAGCUGCAGUUUCUGGAUAAAAUCAGCAGCAACUGCUGGAGGAUUAAAAAGGGAUUCGUUCCCAACAUGCAGGUUGAAGGAAACUUCUACGUGAACGACUCCCUGGAGAAACUGAUGUUUGAGGAGCUUCGUAACGCCUGUCGGGGAGGAGGGACCUGGAGGAGGCUCUGGAGAUGGGAGUGGACUGGUCUCUGAGGGAAGGUUACGCCUGGGCCGAAGACAAGGAGCACUGCGAGGAGUACGGCCGGAUGCUGCAGGCCGACCCCAACAAAGUCUCCUCCAAAGCCAAGAAGAGAGGCCUGCCGCAGCUCGGCACUCUGGGAGCAGGAAACCACUACGCAGAGAUCCAGGUGGUGGACGAGAUCUACAACGACUACGCCGCCAAGAAGAUGGGCAUCGACCACAAAGGUCAGGUGUGUGUGAUGAUCCACAGCGGCAGCAGAGGGCUCGGACACCAGGUGGCCACAGACGCUCUGGUCGCCAUGGAGAAGGCGAUGAAGAGGGACAAUAUCAUCGUGAACGAUCGUCAGCUGGCGUGCGCUCGCAUCAUGUCGCAGGAGGGCCAGGACUACCUGAAGGGGAUGGCGGCCGCGGGAAACUACGCCUGGGUCAACCGCUCGUCCAUGACCUUCCUCACCCGACAGGCCUUUUCUAAAGUGUUCACCACGACGCCGGACGACCUGGACAUGCACGUCAUCUACGACGUUUCCCACAACAUCGCCAAAGUGGAGGAGCACAUCGUGGACGGGAAGCAGAUGACUCUGCUGGUCCACCGCAAAGGAUCCACCAGAGCGUUCCCGCCGCACCACCCCCUGAUCCCCGUAGACUACCAGCUCACAGGUCAGCCGGUGUUGAUCGGAGGGACGAUGGGAACCUGCAGCUACGUCCUCACAGGGACCGAAAAAGGGAUGACGGAGACGUUCGGCACCACCUGCCACGGAGCGGGUCGCGCUUUGUCUCGAGCGAAGUCCCGCAGGAACCUGGACUUCCAGGAUGUUCUGGACAAACUGGCCGACAAGGGCAUCGCCAUCCGAGUGGCUUCACCUAAACUGGUCAUGGAGGAGGCUCCUGAAUCGUACAAAAACGUGACGGACGUCGUCAACACGUGUCACGACGCUGGAAUCAGUAAGAAGGCGAUUAAACUGCGACCGAUCGCUGUGAUUAAAGGAUGAAGCUGCACGACGCGAAGUUUAAAGACAAUUUGAACCAAACGAAGGACGUUGUGAUGAAAGAGACUUCAGAAGCAGAAGAUAUUCGCUUUUUGUUUUGUUUUGGUGUGGAAUCAAUUUUUGUUUAAGAAAUUCAGCAGCGGGAAAAAAUAAGUUUGAAAGUUUUAUUUGUUUCAUGCCAAAUCUGUGAUCUAAAUAAAGGAGAUCACUUAAAACUGAAUCAUAUACUCCAUUGUUAAGCUUUGAGGCAGCAACCAAUCAGAGUCCUCGAUUGCUGGAAAACAUUAGCAGCUGCUGACGAGGUUAGCGUAGCUGCUGCUAUAUCAGAACUGUGCUGUUCGAUUUUAUUUACCCUUGAUUUUUAUUUUUGCAAUUAUUACUUUCUAACGCCAAAAAAACAGAGCAAAAUUGUUUAGAAAAGCUGCCAUAAAAUCAGAACUUUAAAAAAAAAAAAAUGUAUUUGGCACUAAAAAUCUUCCUUAUAGAAGAUCAAGAUUUGUUGUUUUGGUUUGUUUCUAAAGUUUUUUUUUGUUUUUGUUUUCAGGUUUCUGAAUCAGAUAAAAACAAAACAAAAUCUGCUGUGAAAUCAGGAAUUUUAAGGCUCAACAAUCUAAAAACCCCUGGAAGAACUGAUUAAUGGGUUAUUGAUUAAUGGGCUAAUGGUAUAAGGGGUAGUGUCUUUUCAGGUGUCCAUUAUCAGGAAUUAACGGACGGUCCUUUUCAUAAUUACCUCUUUUCUUAUAGCAAGAUGUGCUUCUCUUGCAGUGGAUCAUAUUUAACGCGCUGAUAGUGGAUCUAAAAAUGAUUAAAACAUCAAAUGAAAGGUUUGAAAGUGUGUAACAUCUUUAAUUUAAAACUAAUCAACAUUUUAGGAAUGUAUUAGGUAAUCUUAAUGUUUUAAAUAACAUUAUUUAUCUCAAAGUGACACUGCAGCUGCUCUACAUGAUGUUUACAACUCAUUUCAGAUGAAACUGACUUUUGCUCGGGAACAUGUUUGUUUUGUUGCUUUGCAAGUUCAUACAUUUUAAAUAAAAUAACAUUUCCCUACUUUCACAUCGGUUGGUUUAAAAAAUGUACCGACCAACCUACAAACUUUCUCACUCGACCAUAAAGGUCCCUGCGGGUCCUCAGGUUGAUCCAAUAUCCUGUUAACUGUUAUAACCUGUUCACUUCAAAAUAAAAGGCCUCUGGUAAGAUUUUUAA
This is a messenger RNA of Morone saxatilis (striped sea-bass), 2613 nucleotides long. It is a transcript of the gene rtcb, whose product is annotated as RNA 2',3'-cyclic phosphate and 5'-OH ligase. The record is from RefSeq and is a predicted model, not a curated record. Gene Ontology annotation, cellular component: nucleus; tRNA-splicing ligase complex. Gene Ontology annotation, biological process: tRNA splicing, via endonucleolytic cleavage and ligation. Lineage: Eukaryota; Metazoa; Chordata; Actinopteri; Moronidae. Gene Ontology annotation, molecular function: RNA ligase (ATP) activity.